Molecule: messenger RNA, 1797 nt
Organism: Lathyrus oleraceus (garden pea)
Lineage: Eukaryota; Viridiplantae; Streptophyta; Magnoliopsida; Fabales; Fabaceae
Exons: 5
Coding region: 589-1647 (352 amino acids)
Molecular function (GO): ubiquitin protein ligase activity
Source: RefSeq, a predicted model, not a curated record
AGUGUAAACUAAAGUUUUGGUGACAAAUGAAUUUGUUUAAAAGAAGAUGAACACACUAUCAUAUAGGUUAAAGGUCAUUUUUAUUGGGAACCAACAUUGCCAUUUGAUAUGUUCAUCAAAAGUUUAAAAAAUGGAUGUAUCCAUCCUAGGAGAGGGGUGCCAAUUUUUAGCUUUGUUCAAACUCUAUCAUCAUUUGCUUUUAUUUUAAACUUUAUUUUCUUACUUCUAAGUACAUGUUUUUUUUAAUCUAUCAAGUACUAUUAACUUUGGUGAAACAUCUACCUAGACUACAGCACAAGUUUUGACUUUGUUUCAAUAUAAAAUUGUCUAUAAACUAUGUUGCCCUCUACAUCAAUCCAAAUAGUAAGAAUCAUAGAUUUAAGAGAAAGCAAAGAAUUUUCAAACCUUUACCAUCACCUAAGGGCACACUCUCACUCUAUCUUGUGACACAAAACCCCACCUAAAGACACCAACCCUACAAAUAUAUUACUAUUAAAAUCUCAAAACUAAAUAUAUUAUUAUUAUUAUUUAUUUAUUAUUAUUAUUCUCUGCAAAAUUUCAAUCUCAUUCUUUCUUCUUCAACUAACCAUGUCUUCUUCUUCUGUCACACAAACAAAAACAGAACAACAACAUAGGAUGAAAUCGAGAAAACCCAGAAACCAAAUCAAAAACCACCACAAACCCAUUUCACAAAUGGAUCAACAAACCCAAACCACUCGUUGCAACUCCACAAUUUCAUCUCUUCUUCUCUCCACAUUCUCCAAUGAAACCGCUGUUUCUCAGCAACCCACCACCAGCAAAAAGAUUAACUUUUUAUCUGCGGCAGCUACUUUCAGAGGCUUAGGAUGUACUGCCGGUGCUUCUCAGCAGGUGUCGGUGCCGGCGGUGAUUCGUGCUUCUGCAGAUUGGACUCAUCAAGGGAAGAAAACCAGAAAAAAGAAGCAUAAGGGGAAUACUGCAGGAGGGAGUAGCAAAAAUAGUAGUAAUGAAGGUUCUUCUUCUACCUGUGUUGAUUUUCAAGAUGUUUGGUGUGGACCUGGAAUUGAUGCUGCUGCUUCUGUUGAUUGUGUUGUUUCAAAGAAGAAUGUCUCUUCAAGGGCUAAGAUUGAUUUGGAAAAGAUAACUCACCGAGAGCCUUCAUCUUCAUUCCGGAGGCGUACUACUGUCUACCCAGAUACUGAUCCUGACAUUUUCACGGCAUGCUCUUUUGGAACUGCAACAUACCCUCGCCAUAUCCGCGAUCUCUCUUCUGAUGAUUUAUCUGAGAUAAUGUUGCUUCAAGGAAGAAUACUAAUGGGAGGACGAUACAAUUCGCGCGACCUUUUUAGAGAUUUGAGACUAGAUGUUGAUAACAUGUCAUAUGAGCAAUUGCUUGAGCUUGGUGAGAGAAUUGGUCAUGUUAGUACUGGACUUAAACAAGAUGAGAUGGAACCUCAUAUAAGGAAGACUAAACUUCGAUUUUACGAGGAUGAAUCAAAGCAUCAAGUAGACAAAAAAUGCAGCAUUUGUCAGGAGGAGUUUGAAGCAGAUGAUGAGGUUGGGAGGCUGAAGUGUGAUCAUUUGUAUCACUUUGAAUGUAUACAAAAAUGGGUUGCACACAAAAAUUUCUGUCCUGUGUGUAAGGAGCAGGUUGCAGCUAGACAUUGAGUGAAAAGAUCUUGAUGUUUCACUAAGACAAUAGAUGUAUAAUUUUUCAGAUGUUUACUUAAUUAUGAAUUGUCAUUUUUUGAAAACAAAACGAGGAUCAAAUCUUAUCCCAUUAACGGGAUCGUCUAUAUGAUUCAACUUUUGUCAUAA